This is a messenger RNA of Suillus subaureus, 1204 nucleotides long. RefSeq lists its product as uncharacterized. The record is from RefSeq and is a predicted model, not a curated record. Gene Ontology annotation, cellular component: nucleolus; small-subunit processome. Gene Ontology annotation, molecular function: RNA binding. NCBI's taxonomy places the organism in Eukaryota, Fungi, Basidiomycota, Agaricomycetes, Boletales, Suillaceae. Bases 61 to 807 code for a protein of 248 amino acids. The transcript has 7 exons.
GUAACCAAAGUUCUAGACGCCCAUGGCAUCGCAUGCACACUGGACCUAGUUCACGGAUCCAUGUCCGUCCGGACAACACAUAAAACAUUCGAUCCAUACAUCAUCCUCAAAGCAAGAGACCUCAUCAAACUACUCGCAAGAGGGGUUGCGAUCACGCAGGCUCAGAAGGUAUUACAGGACGACGUGGCUUGCGAUAUCAUCAAAAUUGGGAAUCUGGUGCGUAAUAAGGACCGGUUUGUGAAGCGGAGACAGCGGAUUAUUGGACCGGAUGGUAGUACACUGAAGGCUAUUGAGCUAUUGACUCAGUGCUAUAUUCUCGUACAGGGAAUACCGUCGUGCAUGGUCCCACGAAUAGUCCUUGAUUGCAUGAAAAACAUUCAUUCCAUCUACCGCAUCAAGGAACAUCUGAAGACCUCCGAAAAGACGAUGAAGAAGAACGGGAAAGUCGCUGCCAAGGAAGAAGCGCGCAAGGCUUCAGGCCUUGAUGCAUCGAGUUUCGACAAAAAGGAGAAACCAGCGAAGAAAGUGUACACGCCCUUUCCCCCGCCACAGCAACCACGGAAGCUCGAGUCGGGAGAGUAUUUCCUCAAGCCCCAUGAACGGGAGGCCUGGGAAGUUCAACAAAGAAAACAAAAGCAAGCCGAAGCAGCCCUCAAACGACGAGCAGAACGGGCAGAAGUAUGCGUCGCUCCCACAGAAGAGGCGGCCCCUACAGUUGAAGAAAAACGAAAGCGACGGCACACAGAAAUGGAUGCCAAGGAUGGGACGGCAAGGUCGAAAAAGAAGAGAAAGGACAUUGCUGCAUAGGCGCAAUGGACUUGUCACACCGUUCGUGUGCACAUCGUGAACGCAAUGCUACUUGUAGAGUAUUUUGAUGCACGCUGCGUAUUGAGGACAUCCUACUGCCAACACUAUGUUUGACCCAUGAUGCAUUACUAGCGUUACGCCAAAAUACGAUAAAAACCCACUAAGUACACGCACUGAAUCGAUUCAACAAGUGUCGAACAAAAAGCACGAUCAAGUAGGAAUAUUCCCCUGUGGCCUAAAGUCCCUACUGCUCGCACCGAUAGAGAACGAGAUCUGGCCAUCAGGCUCGCACCACCCCUGAGCGACGACGUCCCAGAUAGACAGGUCAUAGCGCGAGAGCGUGAUCGAGGCUUGUUCUGUGCUGGACGGCGAGAUUUCGACGUUUGUGAAACCCUUU